Messenger RNA from Callorhinchus milii (elephant shark), 1478 nucleotides. Its product is annotated as juxtaposed with another zinc finger protein 1. The coding region runs from base 399 to 1064 and encodes 221 amino acids. The transcript is spliced from 7 exons. Gene Ontology annotation, cellular component: nucleus. The record is from RefSeq and is a predicted model, not a curated record. Lineage: Eukaryota; Metazoa; Chordata; Chondrichthyes; Chimaeriformes; Callorhinchidae.
ACGAAGCUUCCUGAUUUAUAUUCUGGGUGGAAACAAUGUUCUUGGGUGAAAUAAAUCUCUCCAGUUGUGCUUCUGUUCAGGACCCUUGUAGGAACCGUGUGCCAUUGUUUUGGAGAGCUUAUUGCUUGAAGCAGCUCUGCGUGGAGGGGAAGGAAGGAAGGAAGUAACUGCCUCCAUUAAAGAAGUGAGGGAGUCGAGAUCUGGCCUUGUAUACAGCAUGGGAACUGGGAUGAUAACCUGGCACUCAUGAGACUACAACAAGGGAGAACUCUUAAAAGGGACAGUGUCCUGAGUACCCCCAUUGGAUAAUGGACCUGAUUCAAUUGUAUUGGAGGAUAAACUGCAUGGAAAGAAUGAGGAAGACUAUAUAUUAAGAAACAGUAAUUUAUCCUGCUGCAAUGGGUCUUCUUGCUUGUGAAAUAUGGUGUAGCAUGUUUCGAAGAUCAGAAAGUGAUCCCAAGGUUUUGGAAAGGCAAGAACAGCAGCAGCCAUCAUAUAUCGCAUUAAGUUAUAUCAACAGGUUUAUGACUGAUGCUGCUCGGCGUGAACGUGAACAGAUGAGAAAAAAGCAUCAGGCCAAGUUGAUCCCAGCCCUUUCCAGCCCUGUGGGAAGAGGGGGAACGCCCGCAUCACCUCAUCCUGGCAAUGGAAGCUCAGCAUUUCCUGGAACCCCACCCGUUACACCAUCCUCUUCUGCCUGUAGUGGUACACCAACUGGCAGUGAAUUAGAUGAAGAGGAAAUCGAAUGUGAGGAUUCCGACAGUGACGAAUCAUGGACAACAGAAAGUGCUAUCAGCUCCGAGACUAUUCUAAGCUCAAUGUGCUUGAAUGGGGAUGAUGAGAAGCCAUUUGCUUGCCCUGUACCUGGCUGUAAAAAGAGGUACAAGAAUGUGAACGGGAUUAAGUACCACGCCAAGAAUGGUCAUCGCACUCAAACCCGUGUUCGAAAGCCUUUCAAGUGCCGUUGUGGAAAAAGCUACAAAACUGCCCAUGGACUUCGUCAUCAUACCAUCAACUUCCACCCACCGGUAUCAGUGGACAUGCUUAGGAAGAUGCAGUUGUGAGGGGUAUCUCCUGCACAUAACUGAACUGGUAAUUAUAGACUUGAGUGUUCGUCAAUGAAGAGAAUUCUUUCUCAAGAUUUACUGUUACAGGUCUUGAUACUGGGAUUUGUUUUUCCAUAUUGCCUUUUUUUGAAUGAUUUUUUUUCUGUGAAGUCUUGUUUUAUUUGGAAAAUUGUGUUUCCCAUGAUGGCAAUCAAACGCUGCUAAUAAAUUAGAUAUUUUAAAUAUUGAUCACUUUUGAAUUCUAGGGAAAGAACUUUAAAUGAUUUCAGUGCUUCCACAAAGCACUUUUUCAUCAUUGCGUUAUAUCAUGCAAUUUUAUGUCAAUACUUAAAAAUUGACUAUACAAUAGUUUUAUUUUUAUUGUAUCAAAGAAUUGUUAGAGAAAAAAAACUUAAGUUGUAUUUUACAUCA